Messenger RNA from Photinus pyralis (common eastern firefly), 375 nucleotides. Its product is annotated as cuticle protein 8-like. Gene Ontology annotation, cellular component: extracellular matrix. The transcript is spliced from 3 exons. Bases 1 to 369 code for a protein of 122 amino acids. Lineage: Eukaryota; Metazoa; Arthropoda; Insecta; Coleoptera; Lampyridae. The record is from RefSeq and is a predicted model, not a curated record.
AUGAAGGUUGUACUCCUUGCGCUUGCUGUUGUAGUGUCAGUAACUAGAGCUGUGCCUGUCGAUUAUCAUGGAGUUUACGCACCAGUUCACGCUGUUCCGGUCCAUGCUGAGCCAGUGGCAUAUCCAAAGUACAAAUUUAAUUAUGGCGUUAAAGAUGGACACACCGGUGACAUAAAGGAGCAAUCGGAAGUUAGAGACGGCGAUACAGUAAAAGGGGAAUAUUCGCUUGUAGAACCCGACGGAACCAUAAGGAAAGUCGAGUACUUUGACGACGGUCACAGUGGUUUCAAUGCAAUUGUGCAUAAGACUGGACAUGCUCAUCAUCCUCAAACGCAUAUACCAGUAGCGCACGAAGUUUAUCAUCACUGAUCUCGA